CCGAAUUCGAGCAAUUAAUGAUGGCUCAGCAAGGAAGAGGACCAGCAAUGCCUCGCGGUGACGGGACAACUCCCGACAAUGGUGAAGUCAUACACAUCUCCUCCUUGGCUCUGCUCAAGAUGCUCAAACACGGGCGCGCGGGUGUGCCCAUGGAGGUCAUGGGUCUUAUGCUUGGAGAAUUUGUCGACGAAUACACUGUCCAAGUGAUUGAUGUCUUUGCGAUGCCCCAGUCUGGCACUACCGUUACCGUCGAAUCUGUUGAUCAUGUCUUUCAAACAAAAAUGGUCGAAAUGUUGAAACAGACGGGGCGGCCGGAAAUGGUCGUAGGAUGGUAUCACUCACAUCCAGGUUUUGGAUGUUGGUUGUCAAGUGUCGAUAUCAACACCCAGCAGUCCUUUGAAUCGCUCAAUUCAAGAUCUGUUGCAGUUGUCAUUGACCCGAUUCAAUCUGUGAAAGGAAAGGUGGUUAUUGAUGCUUUUCGUCUCAUCAAUCCGCAUUCCGUCAUCUCGGGCAAAGAGCCUCGACAGACGACCUCAAAUAUUGGACAUAUCAAUAAACCUUCAAUACAGGCACUCAUUCAUGGCCUAAAUCGCCACUACUACUCCAUCGCCGUAAACUACCGCAAGACAGAGCUCGAACAGUCGAUGCUUAUGAAUUUACACAAGAGAAAUUGGACGGAAGGGCUGAAAUUGCGUGACUUCAAUCUUCACAAAGAGGGGAACGAACAGGCGAUCAAGUCCAUGUUAGCGCUCUCGGCAGCAUAUAACAAAUCUGUCCAAGAAGAAACGACGUUGACCCCUGAGCAGCUCAAAACAAGGCAUGUGGGAAAGCAGGAUCCAAAACGACAUCUGGAGGAUGCUGUUGAGAAAGCUAUGGGGGAUCAAAUAGUGCAGAACCUUGGGACAAUGUUAUUGGCGGAGUUGUGAGUGUAUAAUAUGGGGCCUGCUCUUCGCAUCGCUAGAGAUGAACUUGAGAGGGACCAAGCUACCAAGGUCCAAAGCGAAACAUCAUCAGGGAACGUAUCUCGAACCUCUAAGUAUCGUACCGUUCAUUCAAGUCGGAACUGUG
Messenger RNA from Laccaria bicolor S238N-H82, 1068 nucleotides. RefSeq lists its product as uncharacterized. The record is from RefSeq and is a predicted model, not a curated record. Gene Ontology annotation, biological process: proteasome-mediated ubiquitin-dependent protein catabolic process; protein deubiquitination. Gene Ontology annotation, cellular component: proteasome regulatory particle, lid subcomplex. NCBI's taxonomy places the organism in Eukaryota, Fungi, Basidiomycota, Agaricomycetes, Agaricales, Hydnangiaceae. The transcript has 6 exons. The coding region runs from base 18 to 926 and encodes 302 amino acids. Gene Ontology annotation, molecular function: metallopeptidase activity; protein binding; proteasome binding.